UUCGUUGUUGCUGUUCCGUUAAUGGCGACGACGCAAGGGCAACAGACGGCGAUUGAUUCGGCGGUUCUCGAUGACAUAAUCCGACGUCUCACGGAGGUUCGGUUAGCUAGACCAGGGAAGCAAGUCCAGCUCUCGGAGGCUGAGAUCAAACAGAUCUGCACUACCGCUAGAGACAUCUUUCUCCAGCAACCUAAUUUGCUUGAGCUCGAAGCACCCAUCAAAAUCUGUGGUGACAUACAUGGGCAGUAUAGUGAUUUGCUGAGGCUGUUUGAGUACGGUGGCUUCCCUCCUAGUGCAAACUAUCUCUUUCUUGGGGACUACGUGGACCGAGGCAAACAGAGUCUUGAGACGAUAUGUCUCUUACUAGCUUACAAGAUCAAAUACCCAGGGAACUUUUUUCUACUAAGGGGAAACCACGAGUGUGCUUCUAUCAACCGGAUAUAUGGGUUUUAUGAUGAGUGUAAAAGGAGGUUCAACGUGAGGGUAUGGAAGGUGUUUACAGACUGUUUCAACUGCCUUCCUGUUGCUGCGCUUAUAGAUGACAAGAUCUUGUGUAUGCACGGUGGUCUUUCCCCGGAUCUCAAUCAUUUGGAUGAGAUUAGAAGCUUGCCGCGUCCAACUAUGAUUCCUGACACUGGGCUCCUCUGUGAUUUGCUCUGGUCUGAUCCUGGGAAAGAUGUUAACGGAUGGGGGAUGAAUGAUAGAGGCGUUUCGUACACUUUUGGUCCGGAUCAAGUCUCUGAGUUUUUGGCUAAACAUGAUCUGGACCUUGUGUGUCGUGCUCAUCAGGUUGUGGAAGAUGGUUAUGAGUUCUUUGCUGAUAGACAGUUAGUGACGGUGUUUUCAGCUCCUAACUACUGUGGAGAAUUUGAUAAUGCUGGUGCUAUGAUGAGCGUGGAUGAGAACCUGAUGUGCUCGUUUCAGAUUUUGAAGCCUGCGGAUAAGAAGUCCAAAUUCAUGAUGUCCACAAAGAUUUGAAUCCUUUCAUUAAAGAUGAGUUUGGUCUUGCUUAGAAAAACUGGUUCAAACCGUUGGAGACUUGGCUUUAAAGUGUGUGCCUUAGUCUUCUAUAAUCUCUUUCUUCCCACUUCAUUUUCUGCAUUUUUUGUUCUUAUCUUUUUUUUAAGGGGUUUACAUGAUGUUCAUCUACCUGUUGAAAGCACAUACAGUAGUUGGUGUGUGUGUACAUGCGUGUGAUCGUCUCUUGGAUUUUAGG
Messenger RNA from Eruca vesicaria subsp. sativa (arugula), 1216 nucleotides. NCBI's taxonomy places the organism in Eukaryota, Viridiplantae, Streptophyta, Magnoliopsida, Brassicales, Brassicaceae. The record is from the annotation of a GenBank genome assembly.